CUCAGACGGAACGUUCUUAAAGUGGAAAGGUGGUUUCAGCCUUUCUGUUAUUCUUUCAGCCCAUAUGAAGCCCUCCUGUGACUCUGAUAUCGAAGAAGAUCUGGAAACGUAUCUGAAAGGUUUAAGGGAAAGGGCCAACAUGAGCAUCCAGAAACUGAAAUGUACUCUGGAGGGAAAACUUCAGGGAGAAUCCUCUGAACCAUCUGCAGUGGAUGGACCUGAUACUGUCCAGGGAAACUCUGCAAAUCCCUCAGAGAAAGGGGAGUGUCACAGUGAAAUGGCAUGGCAGGAGUUACAACGUAGUCAUGCAGUGAACGAGCUCAGGGCCCUGUUGCAACAACAAGAAAUUAGAGAAAGGACAUGUUCAACGUCUCCAGCCAGGACAAGUCGUAUGAGACCAGAAGAAGAUUCCGAUCACUCACCGUCUGUUCAAGAUCUGGUACGUAUUCUUAACAACCGAUCAGAAUACAUCCGGCAUUUGGAGGCAGAGGUCAAACUUUUCAAGGAGGAGUUUACACAAGUGAAGCAACGGGUACAGGUUGUUGUGGUUGAAAAUGAAAAGCUACAGGAAGAACUAAAAUCAAGAGCAACUUGCAAUGCUGUGAAUGAAGCACCAGUGUGCUCUUUUCCACAACAUUCAAAAAGUGCAUGUCCAGGAGAUCAAAUCCCCACCAGAUCACCCAAGGUAUAUCAGACUUCUUCACCAUUGAAUCAACAGGAUCAGCCGUGUUCAACUCUGCCGCAACAUGAGUACAGUACGAUUGCAGAAGAAAUCAAGAAGUGGCAACGAGAAGUAGAAAAUCUAGAGAGUCUGUACGAAGGGAAGACAGCAACUCUGGAGGUACAAGUUUCAUUAUUAAGGAAAGAUCUAUUGGAAUCUCAAAAGCAAUGUCAAGAGUUCAUUGAACGAUUAAAACACCAGGAGCUGCUGCUUGCUGCAAACAGUGCAGAUCGUGUUGGGGGCUUGUGUUUGAAAUGUGCCCAGCAUGAGGCAGUUAUGGCCCGGACUCAUAGCGACGUACACAUGCAGACUAUAGACUCGUUGAAAAAGGAAAGAGAUGAACUGAUGUGCAUGCUGUCAAAUAUGCGAAGCUCUCUUUCUGAAAUGCAGGCCAGGGAAAAUUCUGCAUAUCAGCAGGUGAAACGGUCUACAGAGAUAGCAGAAGAAGCUAAUUUGGAGAAAAUACAGGCUGUGGUCCACUGUGAGCAGCUGAAGAGCGAGCUGAUGCGCCAGAAAGAGGGGCUAGAAAGGGAACUAGCUUACCAGCAAGAAAAAAUCGCAAUUGCCAAGAAAGUUGUACAGGAAGAAAUGAGGAAAGAGAGAGAAGAGUUGGCAUCAAAGGUGAGCUGUUUGUCAGAGAAUGUUGCACGUCUUGAAGGUCAGUUACAGAAGCUGAUAAGAGAGAAGGAUUCAGCAUGCAGCCAAUUGGAAGCAACUCGGAAGCAACUAAAACAAACCGAGAUGGAAGUUAAUAAGGAAUCUGGUGAAUUGCGAUAUCAAUUGAAUCAGGUCAAAAUGAAGAAAGAGGAGGCCGAGAAGGAAUUCAGAGAGCACAGAAUGAAAAUGUCUCGAGAAUUAGAACUCCAAGGACAGGAGCAACACAAACUUGAGCUGGAAAUUAAUGAAACUAAGUGUCAUUUGGAGCGUGUCCAGCAGGAUGCAGCAAAAACGAAGGAUGAAUGUCUAAAGCUGAUGGAACUACUGAGCAAAGCCGAGCACCAACUGCACCUCACCAGGAUGGAAAAGGAUAGUCUCCUCCGUAGUCACAGUGAUGAUGUCAAGUCCCUGGCCUUUCAAUCUAAACACCGUGAGCAAGAGCUUACAGAAAAGAUACAGCAAAUGGAGGCCCAGCAUGAUAAAACUGUUAAUGAACUGGAGACACUACUCAGAUCUCAGAGUACACUCACAAACAAGUUGAAAACAGAAUGUCACACUUUAAGCCAAAAACUACAAAAGAUCACAGAAAAAAACAGAGCAGAGGUUGGACAACUUUGCCAGGAGAAAGAAUACUUGCAGGAAAGGCUGGAGAAACUGCAAGCAAGAAAUGAUGAAAUGGAAAAGCAGUGUGUCCAGCACGGAACAAUGCACGAAAGAAUGAAACAGAGGCUCCAGCAGUUGGACCAGCACAGUCAGGCCAGUGCACAGCAAGUGAUGGAAUUGCUGCAGAGGCAGAACGAGCUGAUGAGGGAAAGACAGAUCCUACUGGAAAAGUUACAGUGCCUUCAGUCGUCAGGAAAUGUCACAGACAAACCUCCUGUUCUGUCGUAACACCAGAGAACCCACGAAUAUUCAACUUGGAUGUCAGUCUGAAAGAGAAAUAGAAUUUUUACUUUAUAAAAUUCUGUACAUAUUUUGAUAUAAAAUGUUUUUAACAAAGUUUAUGUUCAUUUAUUUUAACUGCAUCCUUGCCAUCAGGUGAGGAAGGAAUAAUUUACUAUUUACCACCACUGCUUUGAGGAUCACGACAAUAUUGUCGUGAUCCCCAUGUACAAAUGUUUUCAGUUGUAAAUUAAUAAGUAUGCUCUUAUUUUGUCACCUUAUUUCAGAUUGUUUCCCAAAGUGAUAUAUACAACCUGGUAAAGAGUCUUGAUGCCUCUCUGCCUCAUUUUAGCUGGCAACAGUAUAUUUUAAAUGGAGUCUGUUUUGCUGUGAGCACAGCAGCAAAUGUCAGCGUUGCAAAGAUGGCAGCAGAGUUGCACUCAUAAUACUCACCUUAUAUCUUUACCAGUUGUGUGACAUUUAACCUGACUUUCAUGGACAACCUGAUGACCAUGAAGCUUCACUCUUUUGAUUCUGUUCUGGAGAUAUUUGUGUAAAACCAUUCUCCUGUAAGUUAUUUCAUUUAUCUUAAUUUAUUCCAUAUUUAAUUGAAGCAGUUAAUGUGAACCUUCAGAUGCUGUCAAUUCAAACUGUGCGUAAAGUGAUAACUAUUUUGAUGUUUACAUUAAAAUUUAUUUUCCUACAAGCACAAGGAAUGUGUUACAUUCCUGUGUAGUGCCUGAUGCAAAAUGUGUACCAAUGUGGAAUAUUUUAACACUUUUAGUUUUGUGUUUCCAGUGGGAAUAUGUCCUGUGAAAUAGAGCA
Molecule: messenger RNA, 3085 nt
Organism: Mobula hypostoma (lesser devil ray)
Lineage: Eukaryota; Metazoa; Chordata; Chondrichthyes; Myliobatiformes; Myliobatidae
Gene: sdccag8
Product: SHH signaling and ciliogenesis regulator sdccag8
Exons: 18
Coding region: 65-2269 (734 amino acids)
Biological process (GO): tube formation; establishment of cell polarity; centrosome cycle
Cellular component (GO): centrosome; centriole
Source: RefSeq, a predicted model, not a curated record